Messenger RNA from Frieseomelitta varia, 2213 nucleotides. Its product is annotated as FAST kinase domain-containing protein 5, mitochondrial. Bases 237 to 2210 code for a protein of 657 amino acids. The transcript is spliced from 7 exons. The record is from RefSeq and is a predicted model, not a curated record. Lineage: Eukaryota; Metazoa; Arthropoda; Insecta; Hymenoptera; Apidae.
UAGUGAAUUUACGUACAUGUAUACAUGACUCUACAUCCCUAGUAUAUAGCUCUCAGCUGUUCAUCUCGUGCACUGUGUAUUGUAAUUGCCGGCAUAUGAAACGUUUUUGGCUCACGUUUCAGCUUUGUAUAAAAGGUUUUAGUUAGAAGUGUAAAAGAUUUAGUAAAUUGUGUAUCUUCUAAUAAAGUCCAAUGAAUGGAUGUUACUGCAAGAACGAAUUUAAGUGAACUGAAACAAUGACUUUAAGGUUAUGUAAUAAAUUAAAUUGUAUAAGUAUGAUUAAUCAUACAUGGGCUUUGAAAGUAUGUCCAAGAUUUAUAGAAAAAUGUAAAUACUUCAUUUCGUUCCGUACAUAUAAAAUGGUUGCAGUUACUGACAUUGUCCAAAAUGAUUCUACAAAAGAAAAUAUGUAUAUACCUGAACAUAAAAUUAUUCGUUCGAUUCUUCAAGAGUCCACAUACUAUGAUAAAACUAUUUUUCCACCAAUUAAAACAACCGCAAUAGUUAGCUCUGAGGACAUAGAUCAUUUAUAUACUGUGAAUUGGUUUCACGAAUCUCCAAACAACAUUAUUAAUGCUAUCAAGAAGUUGACAUACUCUUAUUUAAGUGGCACCCAUUUAGAAAUACCACUUUAUGACAGCAUUUUUACAGCCUGUACUAAAUGCCUUCCAGAAUUACAGGAUCAACAAAUAAAAAUUUUAUUGCAAUGUUCAAUUGCGUUACAGGAGAUGAUAAUAAAAACAAUUUGUUAUAAAAAAUUUAUAAAAACAUUAAAUACAGAAUGUAUAAAACGAUUUUAUGGGCCAAACGUUGAGGAGAUUUUAUUAAUAAUUGAUGCAUUUUAUCAGCUUGAUCCUUUAAAUUCUGAUUUUUUAUGGCGUGCAAUGAGAAAAUUGGCUACAAAAGUAUAUAAACUUUCUGCAAAAUCACUGGUUCAGUUGUUUUUUGUUUUACCUGUAGUUAAUAUAAGUUCUAUAAAUAUGUACGAACUUGAAUGUCGUGUACAAGAAUGCAUGUGUGAUCUAACUGGAGAUGAAUUAGGGAUAAUAGCAAGAGGUUUUUUUAGAAAGAAAAGAAGAAUUCAAAAUAGACUUUUAAUGCCACAAAUAAUGGCUAAGACUAUUAAACAAAUUGAUAUUAUAGAUGAUACUUCUUUGGCAUCAAUUAUGAAACUAAUUAGAUAUAGUGACUGUCAACAUUGUUUGAAAGACUUUCAAGAAUUACUGUUGUCCUUACGUGAUGAAAUACCACGGCUAUCAUUGAAGUGUUUAAUCCAUACAACACAUACAUUUGGAUCAUUACGCAUAUAUGAUGAAAUUUUAACAAAUAAGAUUCUUCAAAGAUUAGAAAAAGAAAUGAAAACUGCAAGACUAAAAGAUAUUGAAAGAGUUAUUUAUAGCAUAUGUACAGUUGCUCCCAUCACAGAUUACUAUACAAAUAUAUGCCAUAAAUUUGUGAAUGAAAUGAUGUUCACUUAUAACACUACUAGAGCAGCUGAAAUUAAUAGAUAUCCAAUAUCAUUAAUACGUAUUUUGACGUUCUUAACAAUAAGAAAUAUAUACGUACCAGAAUUACUUGAAUUCGUAUUUGAGCCCAAUUUUGUAAAAAAGACAUACAACAGUAAUCUCAAAUUAUUGACAAAUGAAUGGUUGAUGUUACAUUGCUCAGUUAAAAUAGAUUUGGCUUACUACAAAGGUCCAUUGCUCGAAAACAAUUUGUAUACAUAUUUAAUAAAGCAAAACUGUAAUCAUGAGAUUGAAACCUAUAAACAGGAUGUCAAUGCAAAGUUAAGAAUGGAAAUUGCAUUUAUCUGCAAGAACAAAUUGGGGAUAGAAUUAUAUAGUGAUUAUAUUUUACCCCAUUACUUAAAUAAAGAUAUUAUUUUUGGUUUGGAUACACAUAACAAUCCUGUUGAAAUUGGAUCUAUUUUAUCGGCAAUGCCGUUAGGUUCAAUUAAAAAUGUAGAUACUGAUGAAUUAAAAAAUAUAAAAUGGAAAGUUUUAGUUCCAUUGUCUGCUUCAGUAAAAGUAGCAAAUGCUGAUCGUUAUAUUGGAUAUAUCUAUAGGAAAUGGAGACAUUUGAGGAUCAUCGGAUAUACACCAAUUCCAAUCUGUGAAAAUAUCUGGGAGUGUAUGGAUGAAGAAAGUAAAGCACAACAUUUAAGACAAUUAAUUUAUGAAGAUAUACAGUCUAAUUUAUUUAAAACCUGAUUU